This is a messenger RNA of Carassius auratus (goldfish), 2214 nucleotides long. RefSeq names its product voltage-dependent L-type calcium channel subunit beta-4-like. The record is from RefSeq and is a predicted model, not a curated record. Gene Ontology annotation, biological process: calcium ion transmembrane transport. Gene Ontology annotation, molecular function: voltage-gated calcium channel activity; protein binding. NCBI's taxonomy places the organism in Eukaryota, Metazoa, Chordata, Actinopteri, Cypriniformes, Cyprinidae. The coding region runs from base 296 to 1753 and encodes 485 amino acids. The transcript is spliced from 13 exons. Gene Ontology annotation, cellular component: voltage-gated calcium channel complex.
UCUGUUUUCCUGCACUGUUUGUGGAAGCUUGAUAAAAUGCCAGGUCUCUGCAGCCUCUCGAGAGAGCCCCACUUCUCUAUUAUGUGAUCGAUCAAGCUUCAUCCUCAUUAAUACAAUACGCUGGCUUCAGGAGUGAAAGGGGCGACUGCCGUCUGCUUGACAUUCCUCCUUCGGUGGUCUUUCUGUGGGAAAGGGGAUUAUAAGAGAGCCCUGUUAGACGUACUCUCACUGGAGCUUCCUUAUCCCACAUUUGCAUUUGAUCAUUAAGGUGAACCCUUGGGAAUAUCAGACCUCCAUGUACGACAAUUUGUACCUGCAUGGAUUUGAAGACUCUGAGGCGGGUUCCGCCGAUUCUUAUACUAGCAGACCGUCCGACUCAGAUGUCUCUCUGGAUGAGGAGCAGAGCGGCCGGCAGGAGAAAGAACAGCAAGCCACCGUUCAGCUGGAGAGGGCAAAGGCCAAAGCAGUGGCCUUUGCCGUGAAGACAAAUGUCAGCUACUGCGGUGCCCUGGAUGAGGAUGUUCCUGUCUCCGGCACUGCCAUUUCCUUUGAUGUUAAAGACUUCCUUCAUAUCAAGGAGAAGUACAACAAUGACUGGUGGAUUGGGCGACUGGUGAAGGAAGGUUGUGAUAUCGGUUUCAUCCCCAGUCCCUUAAAACUAGAGAACAUUCGCUUACAGCAGGAGCAAAAAAGGGGUCGCUUCCAUGGGAAGUCCAGUGGGAACUCCUCUUCCAGCCUGGGUGAGGAGGUUUCAGGCACCUUCAAGCCCAACCCUGCUUCUGCAGGUAAACAGAAACAGAAAGUGGCCGAGCACAUUCCUCCAUACGAUGUGGUCCCCUCCAUGAGGCCGGUGGUCUUAGUUGGACCAUCACUUAAGGGGUAUGAGGUGACAGAUAUGAUGCAGAAAGCACUCUUUGACUUCCUGAAACACAGGUUUGAAGGCAGGAUAUCAAUCACAAGAGUAACCGCAGACAUCUCUUUGGCCAAAAGAACUGUACUGAAUAACCCUAGUAAGAGAGCUAUCAUUGAGAGAUCCAACACCAGAUCCAACCUGGCGGAGGUUCAGAGUGAGAUCGAGCGAAUCUUUGAAUUGGCCAGAUCCCUUCAGCUGGUUGUGCUGGAUGCCGACACGAUCAACCAUCCAGCCCAGCUCAUCAAGACUUCUUUAGCUCCCAUUAUUGUCCAUGUCAAAGUGUCUUCUCCCAAGGUAUUGCAUCGGCUGAUCAAAUCACGAGGGAAGUCUCAAAGCAAGCAUUUAAAUGUACAACUGGUGGCAGCAGACAAAUUAGCUCAAUGUCCUCCAGAAAUGUUUGACAUAAUUUUGGAUGAGAACCAGCUCGAGGAUGCAUGUGAACAUCUGACUGAGUAUCUGGAGGCCUAUUGGCGGGCAACUCACACUUCCCUCAGCACUCCUCUGAACCCUCUGCUGGGCCGCAACCUGGGAUCCACUGUGCUCUCACCGUACCCCACAGCCGUCUCUGGACUACAGAGCCAAAGAAAUAAAAACAGCAAUCAUAUCAGUGACAACUCUCCAAUGGAGCGGCACAGCUUGAUGACCUCCGACGAGAACUACCACAACAACGAGCAGCAAAAGAAGAGUCAUAACCGCCUGUCCUCCAGCUCCCAGCUAAGUCGAGACCACUACCCUCUGGUAGAGGAGGACUACCAGGAUCCCUAUCAAGAUGCAUACAAACCUCACCGCAACCAGGGCUCCCCCGGGGGCUACAGUAAUGAAUCACGGCACAGACUUUAAACGUCCAAACCACUAGAGCCAGAGCUAUGAGAUAAAACUCGUGUAAUUGUGUAAACCCUUUCUGAAAAUGGAGUGAAUUGCGUCUACUCUGAAACAAGUGGAAACCGUACUAAAAGCAUGAAUCUGAGCACCUGUUCCGUCUUUGUAAGGCAGUUGUUUGCAGCCCUUUUGCAUCAUCUCUUAUCAGGCAGUUGGAGGUGCUGAUUUUUUCUGCAGUGGUUAAGUAAAGAUGCGUUCCUGGAGAAAUGAAAGCUAUAGUACCAUCUGGUCCAUCAAAUUUCACCUGGUAGAGGCCUAACCAAAGCCCUGCACAGUCUAUAUUUGCAGGACUUUUCUUUAUGUCAUGUUAAUUUUCACCCUGAACUAGUGUCGGCAUGCAGAAAUGCUCAACAGUGCCGAGAGCCAAUCAGCACAGAGCCUUUUUUUAGCAAGAUUUCAGUAGCCAGUGGAAUGCAUUUGCU